Cotesia glomerata is the source of this 1052-nucleotide messenger RNA. Its product is annotated as RWD domain-containing protein 4. The transcript has 4 exons. The record is from RefSeq and is a predicted model, not a curated record. Gene Ontology annotation, molecular function: protein binding. The coding region runs from base 375 to 950 and encodes 191 amino acids. Lineage: Eukaryota; Metazoa; Arthropoda; Insecta; Hymenoptera; Braconidae.
UUCGUCAUUUUGCUAGCGGUCCUGUGUCCGUUUGACUGUCUAAUGGCCGAAAAGAAUGUCAAUCUUGGUUUUGCUUGUACUUCUUGUACUUCGUCACACUGCCAUCUGCUUCUCAUUUCAUGUCUGUUUUUUACAUCACUAUUUUAUAUGGAUUUUAAAAAAUGUGUAAUACAAGAAUUUGCUAAUUAGAAGUAAUUUUGUCUUAAAAGAAAUAAAUUAAACUGAAAUCUUUCUAUUAAGUAUAUAGUAAGUUUUCUAUAAUUAUUAGUUAUAAAUUUCUUAAACCAAAUUUGCUCAAGUGAGGUUAACAAUGACAAAAGGCAUCUAUUAUUUAAAAACUGAUUAUUUACUGUAAAUACAAUUAAAAUAAUAAAAUGUGUGACAGUGAAUUGCAAGACGAAGAAAGAGAAGCAUUAUUGUCGAUUUAUGAAGGAGAUAAAGCUUUCAAACAGUUAAAUUCUACAACAUAUCAAUAUAAGUAUGGAGAAGAUAACGAUUUUCGUUCGUUUUUAUUGGAGAUCAUUUGGCAUGAUAAAUACCCUACAAAAAAACCGACAGUUAGCAUGGACACUUUCUACAACAAACACAUACUUCAAAAAGUAAAAGAUAAAAUAAUAGCUCAUGUAGAAGCAGAAGCAAAACAGUGGCUUGGAUAUGGUAUGACUUACACUUUAUUUCAAUCAGUUCAAGAACAUUUAUCGGAACUAAUAGAAGAACAACCCGAUUCAAUUACUGACUUAAGUAUCCAAACAAAUAAAUUGACUAUUAGUACUGGUGAUUCGAAGGAUGAAGCAGCGAAAAAACCAAAAAAAGAGCAGCUUACAAAAUCACAGAAAAGACGUCGUUGGAACAAGGUCGAUAGUAAAGGUGAAAAACCUCGAGGGUGGGAUUGGGUGGAUAUUGUUAAACAUUUAUCGCAAACUGGUAUGAAAACUGAGCAAGAAACCUAAUGAUUUAUGUUUAAUUUUUUUUUUUCUUUUGUAUAAAAAACAAACUAUAUUACAUAUUUUUAUGAAACGUUGAGUAUUGACUAUAUACAAAAUUCGAUUUAU